AUGACUCUCUCCACAUCAAGUACCGACAGCAACGAGAAGUUUUCCAACCUGGAUAAAUCAUCAGAUGAAACACGAGAAAUCGACGCCACGCAUAAUGCGACAGAAGAUGUGUCCCCCGGGAUCCAAACAACAUGGCAUAUGGCCGGCGAACUGCAAGCCUUGAAGGAGCGAGACGAGCAAAAUGGCGAAAAAGCCCGCAAACUUGGAGUCACUUGGCAGAACCUCACUGUGAAAGGUGUCAGCAGCGACGCUACAUUCAACGAGAAUGUCCUCUCCCAAUUCAAUCUCUUCGGAAAUCGGGGUAGCAAAUCUCCCAUGAAAACAAUCCUCGACAACUCUCAUGGCUGUGUUAAACCGGGAGAGAUGCUGCUUGUCCUCGGCUGCCCCGGAUCAGGGUGUACGACGUUGCUCAACGUGCUCUCGAACAACCGUCGUGGCUAUGCUGAGGUUAGCGGCGAUAUUGCCUUCGGAAACAUGUCUGCCGAAGAGGCCAAGCAAUACCGCGGUCAGAUUAUCAUGAACUCGGAGGAGGAAAUUUUCUUUCCGACAUUGACUGUCGGCGAGACUAUCGAUUUUGCCGCCCGUAUGAAGGUCCCAUCGCAGCUACCGCCAGGAAUCAAGUCAGCGGAGGAAUACGCUGAACUCAAUAAGAAAUUUCUUCUGCGGUCAGUGGGAAUCUCACACACUGAAUCUACCAAAGUGGGAGACGCAUUCACCCGGGGAGUCUCUGGAGGAGAGAAAAACGUGUUUCCAUCCUUGAGCAGGAAAUGGCAUCUACGAGAAUUUCGACAAGGUGCUCGUCCUAGACGAGGCAAGCAGAUCUUCUACGGUCCACAACGGAAUGCAGUGCCUUUCAUGGAAAAUCUUGGGUUUAGGCGUGACUCUGGUUCCAACCGGGCAGAUUUCUUGACUGGCGUGACCGUUCCUACGGAGCGUAUUAUUGCACUAGGCUAUGAAAGCAAAUUCCCGCGCACAUCUGAUGCAAUCCGUGCUGCCUACGAGUCAUCAUCUUCCAAAUCUGAAAUCCAGGCCGAAUGCUCCUAUCCACAAAGCAAAGAGGCGGCGGAGAACACGGCUAUUUUCAAAGAGAUGGUCAAAGCCUCGGUCACCCGGCAAUACCAAAUCAUGUGGGGUGAUAAAGCAACUUUGGCUAUGAAGCAAGGUGCUACAGUCAUCCAGGCCCUGCUAGGUGGAUCUCUCUUUUACAAUGCCCCAGAUAACUCCAUUGGUCUGUUCCUCAAGGGUGGUGCACUGUUCUUCUCCAUCCUGUAUAACGCCCUCAUCGCUCUCUCGGAAGUCACAGACUCGUUCACUGGCAGACCUAUUCUAGCCAAGCAUCGUUCAUUUGCUCUGUAUCAUCCCGCGGCUAUCUGCAUUUCUCAGAUCGUCGCAGACUUUCCCAUCCUGCUGUUCCAAGUGUCGCACUUCGGCCUCGUUCUCUAUUUUAUGGUUGGGUUAAACCGCACUGCCGAAGCCUUUUUCACCUACUGGAUCACCAAUUUCAUGACAGCCAUGUCCAUGACAGCCCUCUUUCGACUAAUUGGUGCCGCUUUUCCAACCUUUGACGCCGCAACCAAAGUCUCCGGCCUGACAAUUGUCUCAUGUUUCGUCUACACGGGCUAUAUGAUCAUCAAGCCUGAAAUGCAUCCAUGGUUUGUAUGGCUCUUCUGGAUCAACCCCAUGGCAUAUGGAUUUGAAGCUCUUCUUGGUAACGAGUUCCAUUCGUCGAUUAUCCCCUGCGUUGGACCAAACCUCAUACCGAACGGCCCCGGUUAUACCAGUGGUGAAGGUGGUCAAUCAUGUGCUGGUGUUGGUGGCGCUUCACCUGGUGCAACAAGUGUCACCGGCCGUGAGUAUCUCGCAUCCAUGUCCUUCAGCCAUAGCCAUGUCUGGCGCAACUUUGGCAUCAUCUGCGCGUGGUGGGUGCUAUUCGUUGCCCUUACCAUCUUCUUCACCUCCCGGUGGAAAUUACCCGGGGAGGGUGCUCGCAGCCUACUCGUUCCCCGGGAGCAGCAAUAUAAGUCGAAGCAUCUGCUUCUCGGUGAUGAGGAAUCACAGGUGUCCACAAAGACUCUGCCAAGCUCUGAAGCAAACACCUCGCAGGAGACCAUCGGAAAGGAACUCAACGACAACCGAAGCAUCUUCACCUGGAAGAACCUUACUUAUACUGUUAAAACUUCUUCCGGAGAUCGAGUUCUCCUUGAUAAUGUGCAAGGAUACGUGAAGCCCGGCAUGCUCGGUGCACUUAUGGGGUCUUCGGGUGCUGGCAAGACCACCCUGCUCGACGUUCUUGCUCAGCGUAAGACUGACGGAACCAUCCACGGAUCGGUGUUAGUUGAUGGUCGACCCAUUCCUAUCUCGUUUCAACGCUCCGCUGGGUAUGUCGAACAGUUGGACGUGCACGAGUCUUUAGCAACCGUCCGCGAGGCCCUCGAGUUUUCUGCUCUUCUACGCCAGCCCCGCGAUACACCUACUGAUGAGAAGUUACGCUACGUGGACACUAUCAUUGACCUCCUCGAGCUGCGGGAUCUUGAGUUCACGCUUGUUGGUCGUCCGGGUGCAGGUUUGUCCGUCGAACAGCGGAAACGUCUUACUAUUGCGGUCGAGCUAGUCGCAAAGCCUAGCAUUCUUAUCUUCCUAGAUGAACCUACCUCUGGCCUCGACGGCCAGGCUGCAUUCAAUAUCGUCCGCUUCCUACGGAAACUCGCCGAGGCCGGUCAAGCCGUUUUGGUCACCAUUCACCAGCCGUCGGCUCAGCUUUUUGCGCAAUUCAAUACACUUCUGUUGCUCGCCAAGGGUGGGAAAACGGUUUACUUCGGUGAUAUUGGUGACAACGCUAGCACAGUCAAGGCCUAUUUUGCCCGACACGGAGCACCCUGUCCGCCCGAAGCCACCCCUGCUGAGCAUAUGAUUGACGUGGUGUCGGGUGCUGCCUCUGAAAAUGCCGACUGGAAUAAGAUUUGGCUGGAGUCACCGGAGCACGACCAGCUCACAGCUGAGCUGGAUGCUAUGGCUAUGGAAGCGGCUGCUGGACCAUCAGGAACCGUUGACGACGGGCACGAGUUUGCAGCUUCGAUGUGGACUCAGGUCAAGCUCGUAACCCACCGCAUGAACGUCUCGCUGUUCCGAAAUACCGAAUAUAUCGACAACAAGUUCGCCCUACAUAUAAGCCUUGCGCUACUCAAUGGCUUCUCAUUCUGGAUGAUUGGGGAUCGCCUCACAGAUUUGCAGAAAACCCUCUUUACUGUCUUCAAUUUCAUUUUCGUCGCGCCCGGAGUGAUCUCCUAA
This is a messenger RNA of Penicillium mononematosum, 3288 nucleotides long. RefSeq lists its product as uncharacterized. The record is from RefSeq and is a predicted model, not a curated record. The transcript is spliced from 3 exons. Bases 1 to 3288 code for a protein of 1095 amino acids. Gene Ontology annotation, cellular component: membrane. Gene Ontology annotation, molecular function: ATP binding; ATP hydrolysis activity; ABC-type transporter activity. NCBI's taxonomy places the organism in Eukaryota, Fungi, Ascomycota, Eurotiomycetes, Eurotiales, Aspergillaceae. Gene Ontology annotation, biological process: transmembrane transport.